CGCUCAUCUGUGCUGCUAGUGCCGUGAUGGCAGGCCAGAGUAGGCGCAACAACGACUACGGUCGGCAAAAUACAGGUUUCUACGAACGCCAAGAACGCCGCGAAGACCGCGACCGACCCUAUCCCGAACGUAGCCCAUAUCACAGCCGCUCCCCGCAGAAUCCAUAUCCCCGCCGGAGCUCAGAUUACCGGAAUGAUCGAAAUCGCUCCCGAGAAAGGGACAUACCCCCGAAUGCGCCACGGGAGCCAUCCCACAGAUCUCCCUCAAGGGGAACACCUACAAAACCUGGCAAGGGCAAUAUGUCGGGACAUGAACACACCCAAUGCAGACGCGGCCGCACCACGCAACACCGGGAUUGGGGGUAUCAACCCCCUGACGAAUUUGAUAUGCGAGAAAGUGUCUUGGAUGCAAAAGAAAGAAGAGGCACAAAGGAGACUUACGAAACUGCGAGCCGACCAUGCACGGUCGAGCAUGAAACAUGUGGACUUUCCGUCCGUCAUGGACAUGUUCCAAAACCAGAUCAAGACGGCCACUAAUGAGCUGGCCCAGUGCAACAAGUCGAUAAAGGGAGUCGAUGAAAAGCUACAGUCCCAGUUUGGCCAUCUGUCCACAAACCAGAUACUGUCAAGUCUAGCUGGUCAAGCCGAUGCUCAACACAAGCAGGAGCUAACUAGGGUCGAGUCAAUCAGAAGAGACUCAACAAGGAGCGAGCCCACUCAGAGAGACUCAACACACAACGAGUUAACUAGGAGAGACUCCACAAGGAGCGAGCCAACUAUGAACGAGCCUACCAAGAACCAACCUCCCGAGAACCAGCCUACCGUAAGCGAGCCAACCAAGAGCCAACCAACCGAGAGCCAGGUCACGGACGUCGAGAAGCAGCCGGUGCAGUCGGGAACAUCCACCUCUGAGUUGCUCAAUCUUCAGCUAGAUAAUAAGCUCAAUGAACUCAAACGCAAGUUUGACAGUGAUUUGCAGGAGCUGAAGACUCAGUUUGAAGCCACUGGUAAUGAGAGGAAACGCCUUGAGUCUGAGAACCAAGAAUUAAGAAAGAGUCAUGAUGAAAUGACUGAGAAACUUCAGCAAUUGGAAGGGAAUGUCGACCAAAUUGAGCGCAAGACUGAUGGUGGCGUCGCCGCCGUGAAUCUGCGAGUCACGGCAAUGUGCGAGCAAGUUAAUAGACAACUGGACGGCAUGACGACUGAGCAUCAGCCUAAAUCUGAGCAUCGGCCCGAGUUUAAGCAUCAACCUGAGUCCGAGCACAGUGUGUCCGAUACUCAACUCAAGGAAGCUAUCGAACAGCAGGAUGGCAAGAUCGCAGCUGUCUACACGCGAAUAGGCUCUGCUCUCAUGGACAUCGCCGAUUUUAAACAGGGAUUGCUAAGCCAACUUGAGGAAUUGAGAGAAUCUGAUCUGAAGCUGGCAGGGAAAAUCCCCGAUAUCUCAGGGUUGAACUCGUCUGUUUCGGACCACGGGAAACGCAUCUCAAACCAGAAGACCACGCUAGACACCAUGAUGGCACAGAUUUCCUCAUUAAAGUCACUUGUGUCAGAAAGUCCUCGUGACAGGAUACAGCAACUGUUUGAGGAUGUCUCGGCAAUUCAAAAACGCUUGGACGAGGACAGUGCCACCACAAACGCCAAUCCUAUGACAGAGGAAAAGGUGCAUGAUAUUCUCAAGUCAGAACUCGCCAACGCAGUGGAAAGACUGAGCGACCCGAAUCCGAUGACGGAGCAAAAAGUUCGCGACAUCUUGAAACCGGAACUUGCCAACGCAGUCAAAAACCUGCCCAAGCAGCACACUCCUAGCGCCGAGUCAAACAACAUGACCGAGGAAAGAGUACGCCAGAUUCUGAAGCCGGAACUCGCCAGUGCGAUGGAAGAGUUUUCCAAGGAAACCGCCAGUCCAGGGUCAAAUUCUGUCUCAGAGGAAAUCGUGCGUGAGAUCUUGAGACAGGGACUCGCCGACGUAAAUGAAAGGUUGCUCAAGAAGGAAGUGACUGGCGCUGGUGCUGGCCCCGGUGCUGGCGCUGGGUCAAACGUUAUGACCGAGGACAAAGUGCGCGAGAUCUUGAAGCCCGAGCUUGUCAGCGCAGCGAAGAAGCUGCAUGAGUCGGUCAACGGGCGCUUAACCACCGUCGCUGAUGGAUUGGGCAAAUUUAUCGAUAAAGAGAGACAGGCAAGACUGGAAACUGAUGGCAAAGUUAGCACUCUGGCCGACAGCAUGUCGUCACUCCAGAAAGCAAGAGAUGAGAGCAAGUCGUCGACUGACGAUGUCUCGUUAUUCCGGAAAGCAGUUGAUGAGGCCAAGGCGGACCAGGAAACGUGGAAGAAUUAUACCAGUAACCAGAUUCAUGAGUAUGGCAGGGAAGUUGAGGGGCAUAGAAAUAGUCUCUCAACCAUAAACAGCCAGGUGGAAGAGCUUCGCGACGAGCUCAGACGAGGAUACGAAGGUCACCAGAUGCAGCUCGUGCACCUCAGCUCAUGGAUGAACACGUUCAACACGAGGCGGAUGUACAAUGAGAUUGUAGCGCAUCUGAACGCAGCGCAGCCGACAGGAGCUCAUCUUAAUGCCCAGUUGAGGACGCUCUCGGAACGAAUAGAUGGGCUGGAAAACCGGGAGGAUGAGGGUGGUGUGAAGAAACGCAAGGGACUGAACGGAAACACAGUGGUGGUUAACAAUAGCCGCUGAACGGAGAGGGUAAUAUAGGGGGCUUGUCUUGAAGGUGGAGCUAAUAGACUUGCUCUGGCGAUGGUAUAUUUGAGAAAGCAAUCCGAGAUGGAAUUCGAGAUGGACGUAUACGAUGGAGAGCUUGA
Molecule: messenger RNA, 2816 nt
Organism: Ilyonectria robusta
Lineage: Eukaryota; Fungi; Ascomycota; Sordariomycetes; Hypocreales; Nectriaceae
Exons: 2
Coding region: 193-2691 (832 amino acids)
Source: RefSeq, a predicted model, not a curated record